AUGAAGCCCCCGUCAGCUCCAAUCCCCGAGUUGGGGGAGUUUAUCAUUGCAAAUAAGGACAAACUCAGAAAGAAAGACUCAGAGGCAGAAAUGAACAAGUUGUUAACUGCUAUAAAGUUGGCCGCAAAAGUUGUAAACAGAGAAAUUAAUAUGGCAGGGCUAGUUGACAUAUUGGGGGCAGCAGGAAAUCAAAAUAUUCAGGGAGAAGACCAGCAAAAGUUGGAUGUUUUCGCCAACCGGAAGUUUAUUCAGGCAUUGGUAAACAGGGAAGUUGUUUGUGGGAUCUGCACGGAGGAGGACGACGAAUUCAUUCCUGUCAAUCCAAAUUGCCAUCUUGUGCUGCUGAUGGACCCCCUAGAUGGGUCCUCAAACAUCGACGUAAAUGUAUCUGUAGGGACGAUCUUCUCUAUCUUUCAGCGUCUCUCUCCUGUUGGGCAGCCAGUAGAAAGAAGAGAUUUCCUGCAGCCAGGCAAGGAGCAGCUAGCAGCAGGUUAUGUCUUAUAUGGAUCAAGCACCAUGUUGGUAAUGACGACAGGAUCGGGUGUAAAUGGAUUUACUCUUGAUCCUUCUCUCGGCACGUUCUUCCUUUCACACCCCAACAUGCACUUCCCGAAUGCUGGAUUGGGUAUGCAGGAGACGGCGAAGAUUUACAGCGUUAAUGAAGGAAAUUACAAGGCCUUCCCCGAGGGAGUAAAGAGCUUCAUUGAAGAAGCUCACAAUGGAACGAAUGGGCCAUUCUCUCUUCGUUAUAUUGGUAGUUUAGUGUCUGACUUCCAUAGAAAUUUACUACAAGGCGGCAUCUACAUGUACCCACCAACGAAGAAAGGUGAAUGGCACAAACCCUAA
Messenger RNA from Eimeria maxima, 846 nucleotides. RefSeq names its product fructose-1,6-bisphosphatase, putative. Gene Ontology annotation, cellular component: cytoplasm; cytosol. The record is from RefSeq and is a predicted model, not a curated record. Gene Ontology annotation, biological process: gluconeogenesis; fructose metabolic process; fructose 1,6-bisphosphate metabolic process. The transcript has 7 exons. NCBI's taxonomy places the organism in Eukaryota, Apicomplexa, Conoidasida, Eucoccidiorida, Eimeriidae. Gene Ontology annotation, molecular function: fructose 1,6-bisphosphate 1-phosphatase activity. Bases 1 to 846 code for a protein of 281 amino acids.